Molecule: messenger RNA, 7858 nt
Organism: Columba livia (rock pigeon)
Lineage: Eukaryota; Metazoa; Chordata; Aves; Columbiformes; Columbidae
Gene: VWA3B
Product: von Willebrand factor A domain containing 3B
Exons: 29
Coding region: 185-3775 (1196 amino acids)
Source: RefSeq, a predicted model, not a curated record
GCGGGGCGGCGGCGACGGCGACGCCGUUUCAGGGCGGGCGGGGAGGGCGGUGGCGGCGGCGCCGCGGUCGGAGGCAGAUUUUAGGCUGGAGGUUUUCCCGGCUGUCUUCGGUUUUGAACUCGGCUUUCCAAGACUUGAGGUUUUUAAGAAGAAAUCAGAGAGGGGCUGCCAAUGGAGUUUUAUCAUGACUGGCUAUCUAUCUAAGAAACUUGCCUGGGAUGACUAUGCCUUUGAUUUAAAGCACGUGCAAGAUCCUGAAGAUUCCCAUGAGGCUCACAAGAAGAAAUCAAAAGAGGAGGAGAGGAGACCAGCAGUCAGUCAGUGGGAUGUGGAUGUACAACCCCUCAUUUCAUCUGCUAAAUGGCUUCAAGUUCAUGGGCUCAAAAGAAACAAAUUAUCCUUAUCCCAGAUUUUGUCACAGAUUGGAUUCCAGCACAGGAAAGAUUAUGUGACCACUUUGGGGAAACUUGUGGCUUCUCGAUACGCAGAUGGUCUGUUUCCUCAAUACAAGAGAGCACAAGAUGGCACCGUGUACAAUCUGACAGCCAAAAAAGAACUGAUUCUCCAUUUUGUGGAUUGUCUAAUGGGAGCUAUUGAGCUAUAUAAGCAGCGAAUGGAAUGGUUAACCAGUGAGAGCCGGCAGAUAUUUGGAGUGAUUCAAGAACGGUGCAUUGUCAUUGUUUUGGAUUUCGGCACUGCAGCUCCACCCGAAUUUGAUCUGUGUCGGGAUGCACUUUCUAUGGUACUUGUGGAACAGGUGACCCAGAUUGCCAAAUUCAACCUAAUUCGGGCUGCUCAGGAUCUUAUGAGGUGGCAACAGAAAUCUACUCCUGUGUCUGAGUACACUGUAAAAUCUGCUCUUAUGUGGCUCUGGAAGCUGGACCCUGAGGCAGCUGCCAGCCGUACCAGCUCUGCUGAAGCCCUGCUGGAAGCCAUGAGUGAUGAGGCGGUUGAAGCCAUUUAUUACUUUGCUGUGGGUGACAUUCCAGUGGACACAAAGCAGCUACUCCUUGAGAAGGUUUCUGAUGGCCCCUGCCUGGUCAACACUGUAUCUUUCAAUGCUAGGGAAGAUGAAACUAUUAUUUUUCUGAAAGAGUUGAGCCACUUGGCCUCUGGCAGAUUCCAUGCUUUUGCUGAGAAGAAUGUCUAUAGAGAUGCUACUGAACCUGCACUAAAAUGUGAAGAGGAUGGAAUUGUCCUGAAUUCCAGAAGAGUGAAAGGGCGAAUGCCACUAGUAGCUGGUGUCCGUGAAGAUGUCUUUUUGAUCUGGAAGGAGUUGGAGGAAGCCAGGAGUACAGUGAGACAAAUUCAAAAAAUUGUAUCAGAAUCUGACCAGCCUGCUUCUCGAGAUGCUGAUCAUCCAUUACAAAUGGAUACAUCUGAUGAAUAUUUGUCUUCUGAGAAGUGGUUGCAGAAGUAUGGCUUGAAAGCUCAGAAGCUCACACUAUAUGACGCACUUGCUGAUUGUACUUUUCGCCAUGUGGAUGGGAUUGUUGACAUAAAAACUAAGCCAGAGGAUGAAUCUUCACAAACUGAUGCUGAGACAAAGAGGAAGGUAAUUAAUGCAAAAUACUGUGACAAGUUUGUACAUACCUUCUGGAAAGAUGGCUCUGUAGUUCAUGUAUACAUCAGUACAGAAAAGUAUAAGCAAUAUGAAGAGAAAAUGAGGAUGGCUCUCAGACGAGUGGAACGAAGGAUUAAGUGGCUUCAACAAGGAAGCAGAGGGCUCUUUGGGAACGUGUUUGAAGAUGAUGUCUACAUUCUUAUUGAUACAUCCCAGUCUAUGAAGGACAAGCUGCCACUGGUGAAGGAGAAAAUAGUUCAACUCAUACAGGAGCAAUUGAGACACAAAAAGAGAUUUAACUUUGUGAAAUUUAGUGCCCAGGCAGUGGCAUGGCAAGAGAAACUUGCUGAAGUUAAUGAGGAAAAUUUGCAAGAUGCUUGGCUUUGGAUAAAAGGGCUUGAGGUUGGAAGUUCCACAAAUACACUCAAAGCUCUCCAGGUUGCUUUUGCCGAUACUGACACUCAGGCUAUUUAUCUCUUGACUGAUGGGAGACCUGACCAGGCCCCCCAAAUAAUUUUGGCUCAAGUCCAGCUUCAUCGUAAAAUUCCCAUCCAUACUGUAUCCUUCAACUGUGAUGAUAUAGAAGCUAAUAAUUUUUUGUACAAACUAUCUACUGAAACAGGGGGAAAGUUUCAUUAUUACAACAUUCAUUUGACUGGCCCUGAUGCUUCAGAGUUGAUUGAUAAUGAAGACAUACGUCUUUUAAAAAGGGAGAUUGAACAAGGAGAAAGAGACUUAGAGAAAGCGAAGACCUUUCAUGCUAAAUGUCUGAUGAUGGAUUAUUAUGAUGGGGAAAACAAUCCAGUAAAUAAAAGCAGUAAUCACAAGCAGACACAUGUGGUGUCUUCUGGAACCAAAGAUGCUGAAGAGCUGAGCGCUACUCUUAGCAGCAGGCUGUGCUGUGCUUCAGAAGAGCCAACGCUGACACCACAUCAGCAAACCUGGCAAACCACUGCUGACAGUCCAACCCGAAGGAAAAAAGCAUUAUACGCAGAGCAAACAAAGACGAGUCUGCUGCGAAUCCUGAGCCACAGUGUGAAAUCUAGGGAAGAAAGCUCAGAGGAAGGAAUAUCUCCUGAAAAAAUGACCUUUCCUGUCAAAAAGAGCGUGAAGUGUACAACUGUUUUCAAAGAUCUGAAAAUGCAGAAAGCUGUGAAAAGGAUAUCUAAAAGUUCUCUAGACGUCUCUUCGGCUGUUUGGUUAAAGACACAUGGCUUGGUUGCCAGGCGACUCACCAUCAUGGAUGCCUUAGCGCCUACAGCUGUCCCUCAUGGUACCAAAUACAUCCCAGUUCUGGACAAGCAUGUAGUUUCUAAAGUAUUUGACGAGAUGUUACCGUUGGCGCAUGUUAGCAACAAGAAGCGAAUCACACUAAUUAAUCCCCAGGCAGUGAAUCUUGAUGCCUAUAAAGAGAAGCUGGAACAAGCAAUUAAAUCCUAUGAAAGGCGCCUAAACCUGGUCAUUUGGAGAGCCCUGUCUCAGCAGGAAAGAGACAAAUUUAAGGAGGAUGGGCCAGUCCAAUAUAUGCAGCAUAAAGAAGCUUUGCUGGAGGCUUUAGAGAAUUUGGGAUGGCCAAUUUCCUAUGAAGAUGUAAUAUUGUUAGAAGAUGAGAUACUGGCAGCAUUCACAUAUAUUCAACAAGCCUCUGAUCUUCAGGAAGCUGUCAAAAAGGAAACUGAGAAAAGCUCGGAAUCACAUGUAAGCAACAAUAAAAAGAGACUUGGAGAAGAGACUGUGAAGUCAAAAUCUAAAAGAGGACAAAAAGUAUUUGUGACUCACAAAAGCCAAAAGGUCAUUGCAAGAUCAGAUGUCACAGGAUUUUAUUAUCCAGGAACAGUGAUAAAGAAUAUCAGUUCUACUUGCGCACUUGUUGACUUCAGCAAUGGGGAAGCCUGGAUUGUGCCUGUGAAGUUCGCUAUACCUGUGGGGGGUGCUGUGCCAUGCCCCCAUCUGCAGGUUGGAGACUAUGUCUUUGCCAGAACUGGGACGCUAACAGGAAAUGAAUAUUAUGCACCUGCCAUUGUCAUAGCAACACCAAAGAGGGUGGAAAUGGGUGACAAACUCUACACGGUUCUGCUGUUCAACAACAGGAAAGAACACUGUGUAAGAAGUGGGCUUAUUAAAAUCAGCCAAAUGAAGUAUGCCUUCUCCUGUCGGUACAUAAGAAUGGCGCAGAUGGUGGAUUAUAUGACAAACAUUGAUGGGAUGUGAUGAAUUGAAAUUUAGCCCCAUGAAGCUGUUAGAGGAUUGCUGAAACAUGAAAGGGAGUUUGUAUUUGUUGUAGACCUUAUUUUUCUUUUAAGGUAUUUAUUGAAAUAUAAAGCUAUACAUUAAAUCACAAGUUGUUUCCGAGAUAUUGAAUCUUCUGCUGGGCUUAAAUCUGGGGAAUGAUGGGGAGAGAGCAUGUAGGAUGAACAGAAGCCCUGAUUUAAAUUCUGCAGAACUUACAUACAGCAGAGGUAACAUUCUUCUGGUGUGAAGUGUGUGCCAAACAUGCAGUGAUUCCAAGUGAUUGUGGAUUAAUUUUAUAUCCUGUAUUAAGCUCUAGUUUAGUCCAUUGGAAAUAACAUUGGAUUUUGAUGACCUUCAGAGGACCAACAAUCUCUGACAAGUAGCAAAAACAGAUCUCAGCAAGUAGAGUAUGAACAGAACAAUCAUCUAGGGACAUUUCUCCAGAGUACAUUCCCAAACUCCACCAAUUUGUGAUUUAAGGAUUUUCAGAAGCAGAAAUGGAGCUUUUGUAUUAAACAGCCAUGAUGGAUUUUUCUUCCAUGAAUUUGUGCAGUUACUUUUUGAACACGUGUAAACCUUUAUCAUCCAUAGCCUCUUCCCAGAAGGAGCUGCACACUUUCACAUUUGGUGUGAGAAAACAUAUGCUUUUGUUUUGAAUCUUCCAUCUGCCUUGACAUCCCAUAGGGAUCCUAAACUGAAAGGUUUCCUCUUCUGUGUAUGUCAACAUAGUAUGGGCAAUGCUGCCAAAGGAUGGUAUAAUCUCCAUCAUGGGAGAUUUUUUCCCAAGAGGUUGCAUGAACAGGACAAAUCCCACCUUUAAAGGCAGUGUUAGAAUUUCUCCAUUUUUAUUGGAAUGUUCUAAUAUGAAGAUCAGUGUUAAAGAUUACAUGUAAAAACGAUGGGCGAGAGUUCCAGUUGUGGGCCAAUUAAUGGAUUCCCUGAGAAUGAUGGAACAAAAAGCAACACUGAUUUAAGCCCUGUUUCCCACACAUUUUAUAGGAGUGAUUCCAGCACAGUUUGAAACUUGCUCUUCUGCCAGCUUGCAGCCACAGCACAUAAGAAAAUGAAUACCCCCGCUUUAUUGAGCAGAAUUCCAGAUCUGGAAAUGCAUCCAGGCCAGAUCACCUACAUGAUGGUUACCUCUUUUCACACAAAAGUUAACCUGGAGACGGUGGUUUCCUACUUAAUACAUACAAUCAGUUGAAAAAAGGCAGGUAUAUAAUUGAGCUGAGUUCCAGCAAAAUCAGUGGAAGUCUCUCCCUUCCACUGAGUUGAAUUAUAUUCUAAAUGAGGUAGCGGAUUAAGAAAAUAUGUGACUCAAUGCAUAAGAAAUAAGAAUGGCUUCCAUUCUAAACACUUUGUUUCACGACUGAGUGCUUUAAUAUAAAAUUUAAUAUUCAUUCUCCAAACAGGCUUUAUUGGCAAGCUGUCUUGUCAUUGUUAUGUACAAAUUAUGAAAAAAUUGAGUUAUUCACUGGCAAAGAGAGGAAUUCUUUGGAGAACUGACUGAAAUGAAGGCACUCAAUUUUUGCAAACAAGAAAUAAAUGUACUCAUUAGAUCUAAAUUUUAGAUGAAGUGAUAUCAAAUCUGGCAGAUCUCUAGGCAAAAAAGUACUUGAAACUGCAUAUUCAAGUCAUAUUAAUUGUGAAUUUCUAUAUAGUGUUUACAGCUAGUAAACAUUGAUUUAUUGUAAAUGCACUGGCCAGUUUGUAUAGCAGAUGAUUUAAAUUAAAUUAAUGGAAUCCAAAUAAAAUAUUCAAAAUAAUAUUGUUGCCACAACACAAAAUAAUGGAUUCUCAGUUAAGGCGUUCAUUUUAUCCUCUUUAAACCAAACUAAAACAUUUUUUAGCAUGGCCUGGAAUAGAGCAUAAAUUUUGCAAGCAUAAUGAUUGCAUGCCAAUGUCUUACAGUUGUUUUAAGGUCUGAAGUUUUCACUACAUCAUUUCUGUUUUUUCUCACAGCAGUUGUAGAUUUUAGAAACAAACCACCAUAUUUGAAAUGACAGUGGUUUUUCUGCAAAAUGUCUGUAUUUUUGAAGAUAGCAGUAUUCAAAUUUUCCUCAAAUUAAUGGAACAUGAGAGGUGCCUCCAAACAUUAUUAUUUCAAAUGAUUUCUCAUUGCUAGUGUUUUAAAGACACCCAGGCCCAGAUAAGCAAAGAGACAUUGUCGGACUCAAAGCAGCAACACUUGAGCAUUUGGCAGCUCUGAGAGUGGAAUUUAGGUGCUUUGGCUGCAUGGAUGUAUAUUGAAGGUCAAGAUUUAUAGUGCAGAGUGCAGCGAAACGUGUAAAGCAUCUAAUAAGAAAUGACAAAGAGAUCUAAGCAUCUGAAACUGAGACUCUCUCAACUAGAUAGUCACUUACAGCCCUGAACUAGACAUAUUUGAGCUUUUGGGAUUCCCAGAAUUGUCUGUUGGCAUUGCAUAAAUUACAUCAAUAGUGAUUUUUAGCAUAUAGGCAACAUACACCUAACUCCCAGGUACACAGAUGAAGUGCAUUGGUGUGCCAAUAAAAACCUCGGUGAUCACUACUGAUCCACAAUAUUCCAUGAUUCGCUGCCAGAAUCACAGCACCUUCUUUUGCAUAUUCCCAGCUUUAUAAUCUACUGCAAUACAUUUCUCUCCAUCUUUUUCCACAUUAUGUGUCGCAUCUAGUUCUGCUGAAUUUUUAGUCUCUUUUGGAAAAAAUAAUGAUGGAAGGCUGGCACUAUAGAGCUUUUAUAGUUAUGAGUCUUAAGUCUCCUACUUCUUGGAUCUAUAACUUUCUACAGUAAAUUGCUUUGUAAGAUUUGAGUAUACAGUCCCUGAAAAUGCACUUACUAAUUCAGAAUGUUCGUCAGGUGCUUGUAACAUUCCCAGCAAAGUUUUGAGUUCUCUGUAAAGUCACAUACUUGUAAAAUGAAAUCUUGUUGCUUUCUUGCUGCUUAACAUGUCACUUUAGUAUCAUAUAGACACACAUAAUGUCCUAUUCUGGGCAUUGACUACAUUAACUCAGUGGCUGCAUCAUAAAAAGCUGGUACUGGCCAUGAUUUUACUUUAUAUUUGUUUGUGUAACUGCCAUGUCGUGUGGAAUGAUUGUUUUUAUGAGAAGGUGUACAUUCAAAGCCACUAAACAACUAUAUUUCAUUAGUUACACAUCAGUUACUAAUAUUAGCAAUUCUAUAGCAGUUUUCCAGCUCACAGUUAGUUGGAGUUUCCAUUAGAGCCCCUACCUUUUAGAGGGCAUGGAAGUGUGCUUUCCGCUGGAACUUUUUAUUUGUUAUAUUCUAAAAUAGAUACCUACCUCCCAUGUCAUACUUACCAGAGGGGAACAGUGCAGCAUCUAAUAAGAACAGGCUGACAUUGUUGAUAGAAGCAAAUGAAGUAGAAGCAUUAUUUAAUCAGAAAGGAAACAUGAAGUUUGAAUGCAAUACACUUUUAGGAGUUCAAAAAGAGACAAUCCUUGUGUGCUAAGUCCCGUAGAAGUAAGGGAAAGAAAUAUAAUGCAUAAAGCAGGCUCCCCUGUUGACAGGGAGUCCACAGUGCGCGUAGAUGUAUUACAAUGGCUUGGCUAACUCUUCAGCUCUGGGUCCUCUGAGGUUGUCUUUGAUGUUUACGCGGUGUGUGCUAGGGGUCUUGCUCAGUUCACUGAACUUUAGAGGUAAUCAUAUAGCUCUCAUCAUUUUAAUAUCAGAUGCUGGCAGGUGUUUGGAGUGCCAUCACAGCCGAAAGAAAUAAUUGUGGUAGAACAAACACUCUUCAAAUAUAACUGCCAAAUUCCAUGUGCGAAGUAAAACGCCAUGUGCUCUGGGCCCACACCAUAAAAGAGAAUUAUUGCCCAAAUCCUUUGUGGAGUCAUAAGAGGUAGAUGGAAUUAGGGGCCAGAAGCCUGUUUUAGGCUAUUCUUUACUUAUUUAUAAAUAGAAGAGAAACUGCAUUGUAAGAUAUUUAUAGCCUGUCAAUUGGUCAAGAGUGUGGUCAGUCUUUCUCUUGUCAGUACUGUGAGAUGUGGGAAAAGGUGAAAUCUAUGGCAUGUAAAAAAGGAUUCAAAAUAGUAUAUGGUAUGUGUGCUUUUAGCAUAGUGC